Messenger RNA from Sinocyclocheilus rhinocerous, 1046 nucleotides. RefSeq names its product hemoglobin alpha embryonic-4 (gene hbae4). The transcript is spliced from 3 exons. Gene Ontology annotation, molecular function: oxygen binding; organic acid binding; oxygen carrier activity. NCBI's taxonomy places the organism in Eukaryota, Metazoa, Chordata, Actinopteri, Cypriniformes, Cyprinidae. The record is from RefSeq and is a predicted model, not a curated record. Gene Ontology annotation, cellular component: haptoglobin-hemoglobin complex; hemoglobin complex; blood microparticle. Gene Ontology annotation, biological process: hydrogen peroxide catabolic process; oxygen transport. The coding region runs from base 283 to 708 and encodes 141 amino acids.
CUGUCACGUGAUCAGGCUACCUCUCGCUGGCCGGUGAGAUAAAGACAGCGACCGCGGGGAACUACAUUUCUGCCAACUGCUCUCUUCUAUGCUAUAUUUAUUACGUCGAGAUAGGCAGAGUUUGUGUUUAAUUAUGUGAUCGAAAAUAUAUGGCAAAGCUGCCGAACCGCAGUAUACCCGACGAAUUAUUCGCGUUGUUUAGAAACUCAAUAUAUUUAUUCACCUGUGUGUUUAGAUUGCCUAGCCAAUACAUAUAUCUUACUUGUGCCACGCCGUCUUAUAAUGCUCUCGAACACCGAAAAAGAGUUGAUUGUACAGAUAUGGGACAAAAUGCUUCCAGUGGCAGAAGAAAUUGGAUCUGAGGCUCUUUUAAGGAUGUUCACAACGUUCCCCAAAACAAAGACAUACUUCUCUCAUCUAGAUAUCAGCCCCCGUUCAGAGCAUUUACGCUGCCACGGGAAGAAAAUCGUCCAGGCUUUAGCCGAGGGUGCGAGGAACAUAAGCACACUUACUACUACGUUGGCACCACUAAGCAGGUUCCAUGCCUAUCAACUGCGAAUACAUCCUACAAACUUCAAGCUUCUCAAUCAUUGCAUCCUUGUGACGUUAGCCUGCCAUAUGGGUGAAAACUUCACACCUGUUGCACACGCGGCGAUAGACAAGUUUCUUUCGGCAUUCUCAGCUGUUUUAGCCGAAAAGUUCAGAUGAAGACCCCUCCAAAGAAGAAUGGGAUGGUUCUGAGAACUCUAUCUUUAAUAAAUAAAUAGCCUAAUAGGGUGAAUUCGGGUAAUCUGGGACAUUUUUUGCAAUUUUGACUUCUGCGAUUUAUUUCGAUAUCUAUCUAACACAUUAGAUCAACACAUUAGACUUUUCUGAAAUCCCUAAGAUGUUUUCUAACCACACCAGAAGAAAGAAUGUUGAUAUUGUACCCAGAGGAGACAUGCCACACCUAUUAGUGUUUUUUGUGCCAAAAAAAAAAAUCUGCCUGAAUUUGAUAAUCUGGGACAGGUCACUUUGUAAUCUGGGACAUAUGUAUUAGGCCUAAA